Messenger RNA from Closterium sp. NIES-67, 3218 nucleotides. The record is from the annotation of a GenBank genome assembly. NCBI's taxonomy places the organism in Eukaryota, Viridiplantae, Streptophyta, Zygnematophyceae, Desmidiales, Closteriaceae.
AGCACACCUAGGGAAUAUUUCAUUUAGGAGCCCGGCCGUCAAUUAGUGCGGCGCGAUGGUGAAGGCUUACUUACGCUAUGAGCAGGAAGCGGUAUUCGGCCUCGUAGUCUCCCCUUCUUGCGGCAGCAUCUGUUUCGACCAGUCAGGUCGCUCCAUUUUAACAGGCGCGCUCGAACGCUUGCUCGUAUGGGACGUGCGCAAGGGCACGCUGCUACAGCAGCUCUCGCCACAGCCUGCCGGCGCCGGCUACAGCCAGGGCGGCGCCGGCGCCGCCAGCGCGGCCGGCAGCGUGCAUGAUGCCGUCCCAGCUGUAGCGGACGUGACGGCGAUCUGCCCGUCGCCGGCCGACGCGACGCAGGUGGCGGCGGGGUACACGGACGGCACGGUGCGCGUGUGGAACAUGGUGGAUGGCACGUGUAGGACAAGCCUUGCCGGCCACAGAUCGGGUGUAGCGGUGGUGCGGUACAACGCGGCCGGAGCGCUGCUGGCGUCGGGCGGCAGGGACGCGGAUAUCGUGGUGUGGGACGUGGCGGGCGAAGUGGGGCUCGUGCGACUGAGGGGGCACAGAGACCAGGUCACAGAUCUGACCUUUCUCGAGGGCUCCUUGGUGCAGCACCAGUCGCUGCUCAUCAGCUGCAGCAAGGACGCCCAGAUCAAGGUCUGGGACCUCGCCCUGCACCACUGCAUCCAAACCAUUGCCGAGCCUAGGGGCGAGCUCUGGACGCUAGCCGUCCACCCGAGCCUGCCCAGGCUCGUCGCGGCCGGCACCGAACCUGAGGUCCUGGUCUUCCAAAUCAGGGCGGAAAGGGGGAGAGUUGUGGGCGUGGGACAGGGCGCAGAGCGGGCUUUAAGUGUGCGGUUCGACGGGCCAGGGAAGGUGCUAGCCUGCCAAAGCGCAGGGAAAGCUAUUGAGUUGUUCCGGGUGCGCACCCCUGGAGAGGCUAUCAGGCAAGCCAAGAGGCGGAGAAGGAGACAGGUGGAGAAAGGAAAGGGGAAGGGGGGCACGGGGGAGGGUGGGGUAGAGGAGGAGGCGGAGGGAGGAGGGGAAGGAGUGGGGGAAGGGGGAGAGGGAGGGGAGCGGAGGGAUGGAGGGGCGGAGGUGACUGUAGAGGGGGCGGAUGAGUUUGCCUCGAUGUUUACCAUUCGUCUGAAGCACAGAGUGAGGGCGAUUGCGUUUGCGCCCAAGGCAGCGGGAGCAGGGGGAGCAGGGGGGAGGGGAGGGGGGAAAGGGGGAGCAGAGCCGUCACUGGCGCUGGCCCUGCACAACAAUAGUGUGGAGAUCCACACCAUUCAUGCCGACAGCAGCACCCGGGCGGCGUCUCUCCAGUCUGCCGGCCACCGGUCGGACGUCCGCUCGUUGGCGCUCUCCUCAGAUGGCUCGCUUCUUUUGUCCGUUUCUAAGGGCUCUGCAAAGGUGUGGAACCCCGUGACCGGCGCCUGCCUUUCUUCCUUCGACUCGGGCUAUGGCCUCUGCUGCCUCUUCGCUCCUGGUGAUAGAUAUGCCAUUUCAGGCACUCAGUCCGGAGACUUGGAGGUGUUUUCAGUGGCGAGCGCGGAGCGCACGGCGCUGAUACAGGCGGCACACGACAAGGCGGUGUGGGCCAUGGCCCCUUUGGCUGACAACACCGGUUUUGCGACUGCCUCUGCUGAUGGCUGCGUCAAGUUUUGGGAGUAUCAGAUGCAGCUCUUGGGGACCGAUUCAGACAAGGAUGCUCUGGCAGCCGGAAGGGGCGAGAAGCACUUAACAGUGGUCAACACACGCACGCUUAAAAUGUCAGACGACGUGCUAAGUUUGGCGUUUAGCCCGGACGGCCGAUACAUUGCACUCUCGCUCCUGGACUCCACCAUCAAGGUCUUUUUCGUCGACUCCCUGCGCUUCUUCCUCUCGCUGUACGGCCACAAGCUGCCAGCCAUCUGCCUUGACAUCUCCUCGGACUCGCAGCUCGCUGUAUCAGGCUCGGCAGACAAGAGCGUCAAGAUAUGGGGCUUGGACUUUGGAGAUUGCCACCGGUCGCUGUUCGCUCACCAGGACAGUGUGAUGUGCGUUAAGUUCGUGCCGCGCACGCACUACUUCUUCUCGUGCGGCAAGGACCGCAGAGUGCGGUACUGGGAUGCAGACAAGUUCCAGCUGCUGCUCACACUUGAAGGGCACCACGCCGAGGUGUGGUCGCUGGCCAUCAGCCCCCUGGGCGACUUCCUGGUGUCAGGCUCCCACGACCGCUCCAUCCGCAGAUGGCAGCGCACGGACGAGCCCUUCUUCCUCGAGGAGGAAAGGGAGAAGCAGCUAGAAGCCAUGUUUGAGGCGCGGGCCGUGGCGUUACCAAACGAGGGACGCCGCCCAGAAGGCGGCGAGGACGAGGAGGGCGGCGAAGGGGCGGAGGCCAGCAUGGGGGGAGGGGGCGCGGUGGGCGAGCUGGGCGGCGUGGGAGGGGCGGCGCGGGGCACUCAGGAGACAGUCUGGGCGGCAGACUCGAUUAUAGAGGCGGUGGAAUUGGCGUCGAUGGAAGAGGCUAGGAUGACUCCCUUUAUCAAGGACCCCAGUGACCCCAACAGCCUGCUGCCCUCCUUCCAGCCCAACGUGCUGCUCCUUGGCCAUUCCCCCGCCGGCUUUGUGCUGCGUGCGCUCGCCAGCGUCAAGCCCUCUGAGCUCGAGCAAGCGCUGCUGGUGCUUCCCUUCACAGUGGCUCUCAGGAUUCUCCACUUCGCCCCGCACUGGCUGCACCACCCACUGCCCCAGCUGGAGUUUGCUGCCCGCGCGUUGGUGUCUCUCGUCCGCAUCCACCACUCGCAGCUAAUCGCCACCCCCACUGCCCGCCCGCUCCUGGCUGCCGUGCACACGCUGCUGAGAGUGUCACUCAAGGACGCAGUAGCAACCGUUGGAUGCAACUUGGCAGCUAUAUCUCACAUCAAGUCCCUCCUAGCCUCAUCCCAAGCCUCCAUGGAUGGGGGGGAUGCCACUGGUAUGGCCGAGAAGGUGAGGGAGAUAAGGGAAAGGUUGGCUAAGGGGCGGAAUGCUGUGAUUGCUGAGAAGCUUCACAGGAGUAAAGCGGAGAAGCGCAAGCGCAGGGCGGAGAAGAAAACUGUGUUGAAGAAAUGAUUUGCAAGCCGCACUGGGUGGGUGUUCAGAUCAGAGACAAGCCAUGUGGCAAUGAAGUUGUGCUGAUUUGUGAAUGCAGUCGAAAUAAAUAUUAUCACGUAGCUGCAGCGCUCUUGUGGUA